Molecule: messenger RNA, 3391 nt
Organism: Globicephala melas (long-finned pilot whale)
Lineage: Eukaryota; Metazoa; Chordata; Mammalia; Artiodactyla; Delphinidae
Source: RefSeq, a predicted model, not a curated record
GAGUCGCGGCAGAGGCCUUGGCGAGGGGUGGGGUCAGGUCUCGCCGUAGGGGAGCGUCUAAGACAGGCUGGGGCGGAACCCCGUCGCUCGGAGACUGACUCGGGAGCUGGGGCAUUUGGUACUGCGUGACUUUCUGGGAAGCUUCGUGAGAUGAUUCGCAAAACUGUCCACUGAAAGCCAGAAUGGAAGAGACAUUUAUCUGUCAGCUCCUGUCUCCCUUUGAUCAAAGGUUAAUGCCCCUGGCCAUUAACUACUCCACACUUCCCAAAUGCACAAUUGUGAAUGCCAAGCUGACUUCCACAUCAGAGGAGUCCUGAGGAAGAAGAGAGGUGCAGUCAUGUCAUACUUGCCCAAAGUUCAUCAAACUUUCUUCAGAAAAGUUUGCUGCAGCAGUGAUUGGAAUAAGUGGCUGAAAGGAUUUGAGGUGGUGACAGAAGAUACACAGAUGCUGUCCAUUUCAGUCCACUCUUUGUACCACUCACAUCUGCUUGGCCUUUUGUUACGUCUGGUCUUUUACAGAGUCCCCUUCAAGGUGAUGGCCACCUACUAUCUCUGCGAAGACAAUAUAAGAGAGUUGGUGGAAUAAGCUUCAGUCCCUGCUGCUACACUGAUGCCAAGACUGUGCUUGUUUUCAUUAACUCCCUCCUCUACUAUCCAUCCUAACCUCCCUUCACCCUGGACCAGCACAUCAGCUGAUCUAGGUUGUUUCCUCAGCGAGGUAACUGGAACCUUCAGCCUUUGUUUACCUUGCUCUGGUUGGGCCAUGAUUGUGUAAUUGCCUAUUCAACUUAUCCCGGGGUACAGAAACACCAAGGAAAUAGAGUAUUCUGUGGAAACGUGGUAGCCCUCCUCAAAGCUUGACGAGGAAGAUGAUGCACCUGUGUCCCACAUUUAUAGCUUCUACCUUUGAGCAAAGAAUUUGGAAAGCUGAAAACAUUGUUGUUCAUUCAGCCUAAGCAAAGAAGCCAAGAAAAUCUCAGAGAGGGUCAUUGUCAGAUAAUUGCUCAGAUGAACUCUAAGGAAAUACCUGUAUGUUCCUGUGUAAUGAAGACCAGUUCUUGCACCCUGAAAGAAGUCCACACCAUUCCUCCAUCAAGAGGAACUCUUGAUGUAACUGGAAGAAUUUUAGAAAUCAGCCAUCCACAGUUUCUUCCAAGACUUCAUUCUCAGCUGCUAGGGAGAAAACACUCAACACAAAAGAACCUCAGCUCCAGGUUGUAAACAGAAAGCACAGUCCAGUUGCCAAUUUGCAAGAGAUAAAUAGGUGAGAGGAAUCAGCAUGGUACCAAGAAUCAAACUUUCAGUCUUGAACAGACGUUCCUUUCAAAAGGAGGUCAAACAAGAUCAGUCUUCCAUCUUUCUGGAGAAGGAAAUUAAAACUGUAUCAGCUGGUGCCCUGGAGGAGGCUGCUUCGUGGAUGUUUCCGCUUAAGAAGGAAAGUAUGGAGAGGGAUAGCAGAAGUCAGGUCACUCUGGAAAUCAGAAUGCAACAGCUAGGGAGUGACAGCAGGAGAAAUGCAUACGAAAGGGAAUUACCUUAGGACUGGAAUUCCACAGGACAGCCAGAAACCUUCUAGAACUGUUAGAAAUGUGGUGUGGUCAAGCCUCAGCAGCCCUUUCUUCUUAACCGUCUUUAACAGACAACUGCUUUUCCCCAAAAGGUCUCAGACCAGGUAGGAAUUUGGGGAACACCACCACCAUGAACCUGUGUUGCUCUAACAUGCCCCGGGCGUUGGGCCAGGAGCUGAGGAUGAGCAAGGGAACAGAACAGAGGUGCUUGCACCGAGGUGGUGACUGGAGCGCUAGGACAGGAGGGAGGGGCAGAGAAGGCUUCCCGGGGAAGGUGCAUAAGGGGUGUCCCAGGCAGAGCAUCGCCACCGUCCAGCGUAAAAACCGGCAUCCCAGCCUCUUCGGGCCGCCUGGCUUGCCAUUUCCCUCCAGCUCCCAUUCAUUGCUUCCAAAGAAGGGAAGAGACUCGCCUCGUUUUAAUUCCAUUCUCCUCUAUCCCAGAGACCCUAGGGCGGGGGCGACGAAAAUGAGUGGUACUCUGAGUCAGAAACUUGUGAAGGGGACGCGGGAGCCGGCAGCGGGUUGGGAGUGACGCGAGGGAGGCCGGGGGCGGGGAGGUGACGCGCGCGGGGACCUCGCCGCCUCAGCCCACGUGUCCGCGAGAUUUAAAAGUUGGCAGAGCGCGGGUGGGUCAGUCUGGCGGCCGAACUGGGCGAACAGCGCGCCAGGGACGCAGAGGCUCAGCCAGAGCAUCGCUUGGAGCGCGGGCCGGUGCCGUGCAGGGUCCCGGGAUGCUGCGAGCCGCGAGCCGCCGCCCCGGGCCGCCCCCCGGUCAGGUGGCCGCUGCGUCCCCGCUCCUCCUGCUACUACUGCUGUCUUGUUGCGCGGACACCUGCGGAGGAACUGGAGAUGUAGGGAGGUGGGAACACCCGUGCUUGAAAAGCAAGAUAGAUGAUGCUUGUUCGUCUUUCCUGUCCAUGGAUCCUCUGCCUCAGGCAUCCAAUGCAUUGGAGGAGCUUUGCUUCAUAAUUAUGGGGACUCUACCAAAGCCCCAGGAAACAGAUGAAAAAGAUAAUACCAAAAGGUUCUUAUUUCAUUAUUCGAAGACACAAAAGUUGGCCAAUUCAAAUGCUGUGUCAUCUAUCCUGCAUCCGCUGCUGCAGCUCGUUCCACAACUGCAUGAGAGAAGAAUGAAGAGGUUCAAAGUGGACGAAGAAUUCCAUGGUCCUAUUAUAGACCAAAGUAGAGGAUUCUUUUUAUUCAGGCCACGCAAUGGAAGAAGGUCAGAAGGUUACAUUUAAAAUGAGUCCCUGAAUUUCACUUCUUGUCAACCCACGUGAAGAACAUGAGAAAGAAGGAGCAGAAGAGAACAAAAAGUAUCUUCUUUAAAAAAUGAAUUGCCUAGAUGAGAUGCAGACUUGAGACAGAGAAUGUUGCCAGAGCUGCUCCAGGUCUUUGCUCAAAACCUGCCAACCCCCACUUUUAGCAAGAGUUAACAUAAAUCUUUAAAGGGUCCAGAAAUAAAAAAGGAAGCUACAAACAAACAAACAAAAACCAGACGGAUCCAGCUAGGACCAAGAUGGUGACAGAUCUGACCUCCAACAGACCCUGAAUCUCUUAUAUGCUGAUUUUACUACAUUUGCAUAUUAAAUGACACACCUGCUGGUGGCCAAGACUGGAUAUUAAGGACCAAAAAAGGAUAAAAAAGGGUGGCACUCCAUUCCCUUGGAAAAAACUCUGCCUCUUCCCCAGGAGACUAAUGCAUAUGCCUCCCCAUCAUUAACCUCACUUCUCCUCCCUUUGUCUUUACUCUUUAAAAUUAAAGCCCUCUGGACACGUGGGCAAGAAGUAGAUCUGUGGACUUAGUUCCUGCUUCUCCAUUC